Messenger RNA from Aspergillus saccharolyticus JOP 1030-1, 591 nucleotides. RefSeq names its product ribosomal protein P1 (gene rpp1). NCBI's taxonomy places the organism in Eukaryota, Fungi, Ascomycota, Eurotiomycetes, Eurotiales, Aspergillaceae. Gene Ontology annotation, biological process: translational elongation; cytoplasmic translation. The transcript has 4 exons. Gene Ontology annotation, molecular function: protein kinase activator activity; ribonucleoprotein complex binding; structural constituent of ribosome. Gene Ontology annotation, cellular component: cytosolic large ribosomal subunit; ribosome. The record is from RefSeq and is a predicted model, not a curated record. The coding region runs from base 112 to 438 and encodes 108 amino acids.
CUCCCUUCUCGACCAGCGCCAGUUACAAAAAAGUCCUUCGUCCCUUUUUCCUCUUCCCUAAUCCCCAUCCCUCUCGAGACUCCAGUCCAGUCCAACCUCCCGUCGACCAUCAUGUCUACUGCUGAGCUCGCUUGCUCCUACGCGGCCCUCAUCCUCGCCGAUGACGGCGUCGAGGUCACCGCCGACAAGCUCCAGACCCUCAUCUCCGCCGCCAAGGUUCAGGAGGUUGAGCCCAUCUGGACUUCCAUCUUCGCCAAGGCUCUCGAGGGCAAGGACAUCAAGGAUCUCCUGACCAACGUUGGCUCCGGUGGUCCCGCUGCUGCUGCCCCCGCCGCUGCUGCCGGUGGCGCCGCUGCCCCCGCUGAGGCUGCUGAGGAGAAGAAGGAGGAGGAGAAGGAGGAGUCCGACGAGGACAUGGGCUUCGGUCUUUUCGACUAAGCGUCCUAAAUCCUUUUACUAUAAUUGGAUCUGGAUUCCCCAUAAUUUCCUUUUUGCUUCGUUUCCUAUCUCUCUCCUCCUCGCUCCCUCGCAUAUCUUGUACCUAACAAUACUCGACCACACGAAGAUCAAAAUGGGAAAAUUAAAAGAACG